GAAACAGGAAGUGAGAGACUCAACUUGUUCCUCAGAAAACACUAGACACAAAGAGACAGACAGACGGACGGACAGACAGACAGACAGACGGACAGACAGACAAGUAGCCCAGGUGUAUCAGACAGCAGAAUAAAGGAGAGGCUGUUCAGUUGUAGUACUGAUGGACGGAGUGUGUGAGGAUGACCUCUGCUGGCUGCAGCUCGAUGAUUUCAGGAUGCUUCUCAUAAAAACCAUCGAACCUUCACGGAUCACCCCAUACCUCCGACAGUGUCAGACUCCUGUUGCUCCUCAGGUGAUCAGUGCUGAGGAUGAAGAGCAACUCUUCAACGACCCCGCCCUUGUCAUCAGGAGAAGAAAAGUCGGAGCCUUGCUGGACAUCCUCCAGAGGACAGGGGUCAAAGGUUACACAGCCUUCCUGGAGAGUCUGGAGCUGGAUUAUCCUCAACUGUACAGCCGGAUCACCGGGAAAGAGCCCAACAAGACCUUCAGCAUCCUGAUUGACACAGCAGGUGAAUCUGGUCUGACGCAGUUCUUGAUGUCGGAGCUCAGCCGGCUCCAGAGGACACUGCAAGAUGAGCGGAGGCGUCGACAGCAGGCAUGCUCUGUCGCUAAGGAACAGGAGGUGUGGUCUCGGCAGCAGUACCUAAGGGACCGCGAGCUGAAGAAGCUGACAGAGCGCCUGCAGAAGGUUCGCGAGGAGCGCGAGCGUCUAAGCGACGAGGUCAAACAACUCCGAGAUCACAAUUACAGUCUGAUGGCCGACAUCAACACUCUGAGCCAGGACAAGAGUCACGCCCUGCUGGCCAAUAGAGACCUGCAGAUAGAGGUGGAGCGUCUGAAACACACGGUGCUGAGAGCUGAGAGUCAAACAAGACUGCUGAGACGACGAACGCUGAGACCGCUACAGGAGAGCAGGAGUCUGGCUCUGCCCACUGAGACCUUCUUCCACCCCAACAGACUGGAGGAGCUGAAGGAGGAGAAACAGGAGGAGCUGAAGGAGGAGAAACAGGAGGAGAAGAAAGAGGAGAAGAAAGAGAAACAAGAGGACAAGAAAGAGGAGAAGGAGAGUCCAGCUCCCCCUCAGAUGAACCUCCUCGCUACUGUGUUCAGACUGAGGAAAGACCUCCACAGAGCAGAGGAGCAGAGAACCAGGAGUCUGCAGGAGAAGGAGGAGCUGGAGCUCCGAUGUGCUCAGCUGAAAGGAGACGCCAGGAUGUACCGUCAACGAAACAAACAAACGCUGAGACAGAUGGAGGAGGUGAUCAGAGAGAGAGACAAGGCUCUGUCAUCGCGGGCGGAGCAGCAGGAGGAGGCGCGGCUGCUCCUGCAGGAGAAGGAUCAAUACAGGGAGCAGAUCAGGCAGCUCACCGAACAAUCUGAUAGGCUGGAACUCCUCCUGCUGAGGUCACAGGGGGAGGAGCUACAGCUGAGGACACGCCUCCGCAGACUCACCUACAACUCGCACCAGUGUGAGAGGAGCAGUGAGGAGGAGGAGGAGCCCACAGAGAAUGCCGCUAAAGGGAGCAGUGAGGAGGUCUGCAGCGGGACGUCAGGAGAGAACGAGGAGGCGGCGCUGCAGUGUCACGACACUCCUCCAGGAGGAGCCAACGCACCUCAACAGCAGCGCAGCCCUGCUGCAUCAUGGGAGGAGGAGGAGACAGACGGCUGUUUGUCCUCCAGGAGUCGUCCAAACUUCUUCUAUCGCAGGAAGCGAGCUGUCAGAUCCAAGAUCUGCUGUAAGGAGUACACCGCCGGUAACCUUGACGACAGUAGUGGCAGUGACAUCACUGACUCUGACUAAACAUCACAUGAUCAGUCAGAGUCACAUGAUCAGUCAGCUGUUUCUUGUCUAACUUUCUGAUUGAACAAAUAAAAAAAUGAAUGAAUGAA
Molecule: messenger RNA, 1890 nt
Organism: Larimichthys crocea (large yellow croaker)
Lineage: Eukaryota; Metazoa; Chordata; Actinopteri; Sciaenidae
Gene: card9
Product: caspase recruitment domain family, member 9
Exons: 14
Coding region: 161-1801 (546 amino acids)
Biological process (GO): regulation of apoptotic process; positive regulation of canonical NF-kappaB signal transduction
Cellular component (GO): cytoplasm
Molecular function (GO): CARD domain binding
Source: RefSeq, a predicted model, not a curated record